This is a messenger RNA of Cylicostephanus goldi, 933 nucleotides long. The record is from the annotation of a GenBank genome assembly. Lineage: Eukaryota; Metazoa; Nematoda; Chromadorea; Rhabditida; Strongylidae.
CUGUGUGAUGAUGUCAAUGUUGAUUUUGCAGGUGACGCAUUUGUGCAAUUUGCCGAUGAAGAACAAGGCCAACGUGCUCUAUCGAAACAUCGUCAAACGAUCGGAAAUCGAUACAUCGAACUGUUUCGCAGUACUAGUGCUGAGGUGCAACAGGUAGUGAAACGCUCCACAGAGCCGUCAGCGGCUAAUGGUACACGUCGUGAUUGCGUACGUCUUCGUGGAUUACCGUAUGAGGCUCGAGUCGAGCAUGUGGUGGAGUUUCUCGGUGAACACGCUCGUUUCAUACAAUUCCAGGGUGUGCAUAUGGUUUUCAAUAGUCAAGGACAUCCAUCCGGUGAAGCAUUUAUCCAGAUGAACAGUGAACAAGCUGCCGCUGGUGCUGCUGCUGCUGCCCAUAACAAGUUUAUGGUGAUCGGAAAGAAACAGAGAUAUAUUGAGGUUUUCCAAUGCUCUCCCGACGACAUGCAUUUGGUAAUGGCACCUACUGCACCGGCACCGGUGCCACCACCGCCGCAGCUUAUGCUGCCACAGAGACCAGCUUUUGUGCCAACUCUUGUGCCAAUGUCGGCACCAAUGUUCUGGCCAUAUCCAUCGCCACCUGUAUCGCCCAAUAUGGUCAUACCUGGACAGGCAAUGGUUUACGGUAUCGGUCCAAAUGUUGGCUUACCGGACAUCAUCGCUCAUUUCCAAACACCCGACGUGGUCGUCGAGAAUGUGAUGUUCACUCGUGUCGCUCAGGGCAACAUUCCCGGUGAAGCAGUCGUGACUAUACGAUCGCGAACUCCGUCGGAUCCGCCAGUGGUUGCGAUAGAUCCGCAGUUCUUACAAAAGUUCCAGAUGCCGAUUGAUGCACAAUUCAUGCCUGGCGCAGUGCCAAUGACGCUACCACAGGCUCUACCACCACAGCCGAUCUACACACUAAUUCAGUCGUAA